Molecule: messenger RNA, 519 nt
Organism: Drosophila willistoni
Lineage: Eukaryota; Metazoa; Arthropoda; Insecta; Diptera; Drosophilidae
Product: glycine-rich cell wall structural protein 1.0
Exons: 2
Coding region: 33-266 (77 amino acids)
Source: RefSeq, a predicted model, not a curated record
UGAAGUUGACUUUAUUAUUAUUGGGCAUAUCUAUGCUAUUGUUUCUGGGCCUAACCGAAGCCCAAGUGCCAGGACAGGGCGAGGCCAUGGGAGCAGCUCAGGCGGGUGUAGGAGCGGCUGGUGGUGCUGGUGGCAAUUUUGAAGCUCAUGGCAAUGGGGCUGCCGAUGGGGCCGAAGAUGGUGCCGGGGCUGGAGCUGGCGUGAGUGCUGGCAUUGGGGCACAAGCUCAGGGUGGUGCAAGUGGAGCAGGUGGAAGACGACGCUAAUCUUUAGAGUGAAAAAAAUAUUCCAUUCCCCCAAGUUUUAGUUGUUUACUCACCGGAGAAGGCAGCAAGCCCUCACAACGUAGUGCAACACUCAAAAACACAUACGCACACAUACAUACAAACACACACACAUACACAGGUUAUUGGCGCCAGUUCACAGUGUCAUAAUUGAUUUGGAAUCGAGGGGCGGGCACGUAGUUCCCCGCCAUUGAAAUCGGCACACUUCAAAUAAACGAAAACCAAAUAUCACCUA